AUGGGCAAGAGUUGUGAAUUAAAAUCAAAAAAGUCAAACACUGUAGCUCGAUUUAAAAAUCUAUAUAAUGGCCAUCAUCUGAACAACGUGAAACAAGAGCCACGCGACCUCUUCCCCGAGGAUACCCAUAGUGCGUCAAAGUCAUCCGCUAGUGACACUACCGAGGACCAGCUAUCAAUUCACUCGGAGAACGAUGGAUCUAGCGUGCAAAGCGGCAGUGUUGGUCGUAACCACGAGGCCCAGAUUGAUCCUGCGUUGUUUUCGACUGCUCGGGAUGUGGAAAAGAUUGAAGGUCAGAGAGAUCUUCCUGAAGAUCGCGACAUGAUUGCCUUGGAAUGUGUUGCAGAGCUAGAUGUCCGAAUGAAGAAUGUGGAAUCCUCCAUGAAUAACCAAGAAAGCUUGAAUGAAUUGGUCCGCGGCGAUUUGGCGAACAUCCUCAGUCGCUUGGCUAUUAUGGAGGAGAAAAUCAGCAAGGCUGACCCAGACGAGAGGCGGGCUUCGUCGGAAAAUCGUCAGACCGAGCGAAGACGGGUUUCGAGGCGAUGA
Molecule: messenger RNA, 546 nt
Organism: Penicillium subrubescens
Lineage: Eukaryota; Fungi; Ascomycota; Eurotiomycetes; Eurotiales; Aspergillaceae
Exons: 4
Coding region: 1-546 (181 amino acids)
Source: RefSeq, a predicted model, not a curated record